UGAUCCGUUGAGAAAACAAGUCCUUUGAAAGUUUAUAAAACGCAAAAAGAUAACUACUUCUCUCUCUUCUCUCUUAUCGAAACACUUCUCUCCCUCUCUCUCUAUUUUUCUGCAUCUUCUUUUCUUCAUUGCUUUUGCUGUAUGAAUAAUGGCUGCCAUUUCUUCUCUCUCUUUCGCUGCGGCCACUCCGGCCUCUGAAAGGAAGGGAUUAUGUCGCCCCACUCUCUCUAACAAUCUCUUCAACAUUGAACCCUUUCGCCUGCGAUCCACCAAUGGCUCCUACCUCGUCAAUGCUCGCUCCAUCGCCUCCUACUCUCCUUCGAUUAUUCGCUGUGUCAGCUCUGCAACUGAUGUGCCUACUGUUGCUGAAACAAAGGGCAAUUUUUUGAGAUCCUACAAGCGUCCUAUUCCUAGCAUAUACAAUACUGUAUUGCAAGAACUCAUUGUUCAGCAACAUCUCUUGAGAUACAAGAGGACUUAUCAGUAUGAUGCUAUAUUGGCUCUUGGUUUUGUCACUGUUUAUGAUCAGCUCAUGGAGGGUUUUCCAAGUAAUGAAGACCGUGAUGCCAUUUUCAAAGCUUACGUAGAAGCACUGAAGGAAGAUCCUGAACAAUACAGAAAUGAUGCAAAAAAAUUGGAAGAAUGGGCCCGUGCUCAGAAUGCAAAUUCAAUAGUUGACUUUAGUUCUCGGGAAGGAGAAGUUGAGGCAAUCUUGAAAGAUAUAUCGGGACGUGCUGGGGGAAAGGGAAAUUUCAGCUAUAGCCGUUUCUUUGCAAUUGGUCUGUUUCGUCUUCUAGAGUUGGCGAAUGUAACAGACUCUGCUAUUUUGGAAAAGCUUUGUGCUGCUCUGAAUGUAGACAAAAGGAGUGUGGAUAGGGAUCUUGAUGUAUAUCGCAACCUUCUCUCCAAAUUGGUCCAGGCAAAGGAGCUCUUAAAGGAAUAUAUUGACAGAGAGAAGAAGAAAAGAGAAGAGAGAUCGGAAUCUCAGAAGGCCAACGAAGCAGUUACAAAAUGUGUCGGAGAUUUCCAUUAUGCUGUACAAUAGGUCCUCUAUACGACAGCUUCCGACUAUAGCACUCAUCUCCAUGUUAUUCUGAUCCUUUGGUGAUUUACUUAGUUGAUGCAGAUUGGAGUCUCCAAGUUUCUCUACUUACACAACUCAAAAGAGGUUAUAGUCCGGUUUUUCUAAUUUUAAUGCUUUGUACUUAGCCAAUAAAUCAAUGUAACGGCUGUUCUCAUCUUUUUCUAUUGCUGAUACUUUCUACAUCAAUUGGCAGUAUGAGCACAGAAAUGCAUUUUCCAGUGUGAUACAGAGAAGUCUCCACAACCAUUUAAUGGUAUUGUUUGUACUAAAAAUUAUAUUUGUGGAUGAACGUUUAUCUUCUCAGAUUGACCAUUUUGUUCAUCUAUGGUAUGAAAUAGGUGGAGUUACAUGGGACGGAGUUGGACUGUUCCGCAUUGCUUGA
Molecule: messenger RNA, 1466 nt
Organism: Amborella trichopoda
Lineage: Eukaryota; Viridiplantae; Streptophyta; Magnoliopsida; Amborellales; Amborellaceae
Gene: PSB29
Product: photosystem II reaction center PSB29 protein
Biological process (GO): protein import into chloroplast thylakoid membrane; photosynthesis; photosystem II assembly
Cellular component (GO): chloroplast thylakoid
Source: RefSeq, a predicted model, not a curated record